UACAACGCUCGAAAGAAAGCUUCUGAUGGCUCUUCACAGCUCGCUCCUGGUUCCAGUAGCGUUAGAAGCACGCAAACCACUCUUUCUGACUCAUCAAAUUUUGCUAGCAUGUCGGCUAUGGAGUUAUUAAAGAGCAUCAUUGAGCUCAACCAAGACCCUGCAAUUGAAAACAUGCUUAUAGCUCUUUCGGAGAAGAUCCCCAAGGAAUUCUCAGAUUUCCUAGAGGGUGACAAACGCGAGCGAAGCAUAGUUAUUGCAGGGCUUGAUGAGGCACAAGGCGAACUCCGCCCAUCAGAACGUCAAUCGGACCUUGAGGGCAAAGUGUUCAAGACCGAAAGGAGCGCCGUGGAGGUGGAGUUUGCUGUCUGA
This is a messenger RNA of Cooperia oncophora, 369 nucleotides long. The record is from the annotation of a GenBank genome assembly. Lineage: Eukaryota; Metazoa; Nematoda; Chromadorea; Rhabditida; Trichostrongylidae.